This is a messenger RNA of Penicillium coprophilum, 4065 nucleotides long. RefSeq lists its product as uncharacterized. The record is from RefSeq and is a predicted model, not a curated record. NCBI's taxonomy places the organism in Eukaryota, Fungi, Ascomycota, Eurotiomycetes, Eurotiales, Aspergillaceae. Gene Ontology annotation, cellular component: nuclear RNA-directed RNA polymerase complex. Gene Ontology annotation, biological process: siRNA processing. The transcript has 4 exons. Gene Ontology annotation, molecular function: nucleic acid binding; RNA-directed RNA polymerase activity. The coding region runs from base 1 to 4065 and encodes 1354 amino acids.
AUGGCAGGCCCAGAUCUUCCAAGUUUGCAACAUCCUAAGACCAACUUCUUGAGGUUCCCUUCCCCGAACCCCCCUGGCCGUCCUCUUCAACCCCCGCCAGUCCAGGCCUGGAUAACCUGGAGAUCAUGGGAAAGUUGUGCGGUGGACUUGUUGAACAUUCCGAGAGAGAUGAACACACAUGAUAUCUACGAGGCUUUCAAUCAGUAUGGGAAUCUGAUCUCCAUUGACAUUUGGGAGGAUGCUGCGGGCCGUCCUGAUUCGAAAGCUCGCAUUCGUUUCAAACCACCCCCAAGUAAAGACUUCUGGAGAACUGGGUCUUUUGGUGUGAGGCUCCGGAGCGGCCGUGUUGCAGUGAUAUCGCUCAGUAUCUGCUGUGGUGACUCCAACGGGACUAUUCCGAGCCCAGUCCGUCCAAAUGUUGAGCUCCCUCGGGAAUUAGAAUUGAAAACUAUACAAGUCGACAUCGGUAUCCUACUAGGUCGGUCCGCUGUUCAUUCCAUGCAAAGCUUCAACAACCUGGCAUACCCCAGAUGUGUGGUCGAUGUCAUACGCAAGUGCUUAGUACUGUACUUCAAAGUGGGAAUUCGGGGUUCAGAGACUGCAGAUGUGACCCAACAUGACUAUCGUGUCAAAAUCACUUUUCUCCAAUUGUCCCAGAUUUAUCGACAAUACGACAUAGCCACAAGACAGCACUCCUUCUUGAUUGUUCUAGAAUCCGCUGCCAUCUGGCAUCGAAAGGCCAAGGACGUUCAGUCUACACUAACUGAGCCGUUGAGCUGGAGAGAAGAGGAUAGCUGGUAUCGUCAGACCUCCGUGACACAUAACCCAAACUCGCUGAAGAAUCUUCCCACGAACUUGAAGAAGUUGGGACAUAUCAUUGACCUAGGCCGAUGGAACGUGUUCAAGGUCUCAUUCGCUCCCGAUGUGGACCCCCAUAUGACCCGUGUCGGCGAUACUAGUCACUAUUUAAAGCGCGUUGAGGACAUUUUCAAAGACUAUAACAUCAUCAUCAAAGAUGGAAAUCACUUUGUCGAGAAACCCGACCGACCGGUACCAGUGUGGAAUUGGAUUGAUUUUUCUGAGUCCAAGUCCAACAAGGCUUCCACGUUGCUGCAAGACCUAGGGGAUCAGAACUAUCUGCACCUUCCAUUCAGAGUCCGUUAUCAACUAGAGGUUUGUUUGUCUCAGGGAUUCCUCUCUGAAUUCACCAUAACCCGCGACUUUGUAGAGAAAUUAAAGGACCUCGGGGAUGACCAAGCUACGAGAUUGCUAGAAUUUGUUGCAACUGAGAAGAAACAGUACCUUGACCCCAUGAAAAUCUUUGACCUCAAAUUUUUCAAGGGAGUGACUGACUCGAAGAUUCCGAACUACUGCUGCUUCAUGCACACAGCACGAGUGACCCCGACCACGAUCUACUACAACACCCCAACUGUAGACAUUUCAAAUCGAGUCGUGCGCGAAUGGUCAAACAAAGGUGCACCUGGGCGCUUUCUUCGGGUUCGGUUUACAGAUGAGAGAACUGAGGGCCGCAUUAACUCGUCACUAGGCGAUUCCAAUGACGAAGUCUUCACCCGUGUCAAAAGGACAUUGGCGAACGGUAUCACUAUUGGGGGCCGCCACUACGAGUUUCUCGCAUUCGGGAACUCUCAGUUCCGCGAGCAUGGCGCAUACUUCUUUGCACCGGAUGCCGGGGUCUCAGCGGCAACCAUCCGGGCCUGGAUGGGCCAAUUCAACCACAUCCGAAAUGUGGCUAAAUAUGCUGCAAGACUGGGACAAUGCUUUUCGACCACUCGGGCUUUCACUGGAUCCUCUGUUCAAACUGUCCCGUGCGGUGAAGUGAUCCGUAAUGGCUUCAUAUUCUCAGAUGGUGUAGGAAAGAUGUCCAAAUUUCUUGCCCAGAUGGUCACAUCCCAGCACAAAAUUAAGACUCUCACUGGAGACCCACCCUCAGCCUUCCAGUUUCGUCUUGGAGGAGCCAAGGGCAUGCUCGUUGUCUCUCCGGAUCCUCUGCCUCAGGAGGUACACCUUCGGCCAAGCCAACAAAAGUUCGAAACCAAUCAAGCCGGCUUGGAGAUUAUUCGUUGGUCACAGUUCUCUCUUGCAACCUUAAACCGCCAGUUAAUUCUUGUACUUUCUGCUCUGGAUAUUCCGGAUGAAGUCUUUCAUAACAAACUCAACAGCAUGUUGGGCGGCUUCCAUCGAGCCAUGCGCAAUGAUCUGAAAGCAAUUCAACUUCUUCAAAAGUACAUCGACCCAAACCAAACAACCCUAACAUUAGCCCAGAUGGUAUCUGAUGGCUUCCGGCGACAUGACGAGCCAUUUGCCAAUACCGUGCUCGAGCUUUGGAAAUCUUGGCACCUGAAGCAUCUCAAAGAGAAAGCAAAGAUUGCCAUAGACCAAGGAGCCAACCUUCUCGGUGUCAUGGAUGAGACAGGUGUUUUGAAGGGAUACUAUAGAAGCGCAUUGCCGCGCAGAAAAGCCUCCUAUGCAGAGAAACUGGCCGCUCUUCCCGAAAUCUUUGUCCAGAUCUGCCGGCUAGAUGGAGGUGACGAGUACGAGGUCAUUGAAGGUCUCUGCAUUCUUGCUCGCAACCCUUCGCUCCACCCGGGAGACAUUCGUGUAGUCCGAGCAGUGAACAAACCGGAGCUGCAAUCACUUCGGGAUGUGGUUGUGCUUCCCCAAACUGGCGACCAGGAUAUUGCGAGCAUGUGCUCUGGGGGCGACCUCGACGGUGAUGACUACCUCGUUAUCUGGGACCCCGAUCUGAUUCCAGCAAAAUGGUUCGUCGAGUGUAUGGACUAUAAGGGUUCCAAAGCCCCAGAUCUUGACCAUGAUGUGACAGUUGACGAGAUCACUUCCUUCUUCGUUACGUAUAUGAAGAAUGAUUGCCUUCCACGGAUCGCACAUGCCCAUUUGGCUUGGGCCGACCGACUCCCGAAGGGCGUGUGGGAAGAAAAGUGCAUUCGUCUCGCUCAACUUCAUUCUGAUGCAGUUGAUUAUAACAAGAGCGGCGCGCAUGCAAGAAUGGCCCGGUCUCUGGAUCCUAGGUUCUGGCCCCAUUUCAUGGAGAAGAGGUUCAAGAGACCAUCCAGCAUUUACAAGUCGACCAAAAUUCUCGGUCAAUUGUAUGACGCAGUGGUCACUCCCGACUUCGUUCCCAAGUUGGAGAAGCCCUUCGACUCUCGCAUUCUGGAAUCCCCAUUGGCUCCAGAAAGUGAGGCCUAUAUGGAAUACGCCCGAGAGCUCAAGGCGGAAUUUGACAUGAACAUGCGACAAAUCAUGGCUCAGUAUGAGAUCAACACUGAGUUCGAGGUAUGGUCAACUUUUGUACUCCGCCACGGCUUCGUGAUCAGAGACUAUAAAAUGCAGGAGGACCUGGGUAGAAUCGUGGGUACACUUCGUCGUGGAUUCCGCCACCAAUGCUAUGACAAAGUAGGCCGUCAUGGCGGAAACAUUCCUGCCUUGGUUAUCGCCAUGUACCGUGUUACCCAGGAGCAGGUAGCCGCCGCAUUGGAGGCUCGACGCAAGGAGGCAUUGCAGAGAGCGGACUUUUCCGUUGUUGAAGUGAACUCAACUGAACUUCCACUCAUUAGCUUCCCUUGGAUUUUCCCCGAUAUCCUUGGUGAUGUUGCGACGGGUCGGGCACGUCAAGGUCCGGUCUCAGAUGGAGCAGCGGGUGGUGAUUCUGGAAAGCCUAUUGGCGACGGCGUGGUCUACACCCACCGGCAGAUCCUCAAGAUUGUUGAAGGCAUGGAUGAGGAUUUGAAGCCGAAGGAGGCGGAUGAGAACAUCAAGCCCAAGGCUGAGGCGAGCUCUGCCUCCGCACCCCCGCAUCAAGAAUUUAUUGCUCGUCGACGGUUUGACAAAUCCAAGUCCACGCCUCAAGACAAGAAUACAGGUGCGUGCUCCGAGGAGGAUGAUGAGAAUGAGGGAGGAGUGGAAAUACACGCCGCUGAAGCCAAGGAGAAGAUUGAGAAGGAGGCUAGAUGGGAGGAUAUUGUGGAAACGGAGGGCGAUGUGCAGCCUUCAGCGCUUGACACUCUAAUCAACAUGAUUAACAGCUGA